Puccinia triticina is the source of this 1707-nucleotide messenger RNA. RefSeq lists its product as uncharacterized. The coding region runs from base 1 to 1707 and encodes 568 amino acids. The record is from RefSeq and is a predicted model, not a curated record. Lineage: Eukaryota; Fungi; Basidiomycota; Pucciniomycetes; Pucciniales; Pucciniaceae. Gene Ontology annotation, molecular function: phosphatidylinositol binding. The transcript has 11 exons.
AUGGGAGUCUUUGCAGUCUUCAAGACUUUCAUUUUGAUCCUCAACUCGCCCGAUGUAUCCAAGUCUCCUCGCUUACAAACGGGGUAUGUCACUGAGAUACUCGAAACACGCAGUGGCCUGUACGAGGAGAUUCGAGAAUUCAAGGAAGAUGCCAAGAAGGUCGCAGUGAAGAUUGCUGAUGAUAGGCUUUGUGAACAAAUCAAGAAGUUUGUCGAAGCGCCUCGAGAGAUCCAGGAACUUUGCGAAGAGGAUGCCAAAAGUGAAAAUGUCAAUCUGAUGGCGGUCAUCUUGAGAUCCCCCAAGGGCCCUAAGCUCGACAAGGCAGCCUACCAACGUAUCCAACAAGCCUCUCAAGCCUAUGAACGAUACAAGACCUACCGUGACGGACUGGAUGACCCAGCGCUUUCAAGUUCCAAAGAUAGCGAAGACGACCAACCCAACAAAGGUAGAUACACCACCAAGAAUGCCCGACAACGUCCCCCUGUACAACAGCCUGAGAUGACCAACAGCCAGGAAAGUCUUGCAGGUCCCCGACGACACACUGAACGAGAUCGACUGGGCACCGCGAGGCGCACGUGGCCGGUUUUCCUCAGGGGAUCUGUGGCAGCGGCAGCGGCAGUGGCCACAGGGCGUCAUACAUCUUCCCAAGUAGCUCGGCGUCCAGGAGUGAUCCCGCCUAUGCAAGGGGGCACCCCAUCCUUCCAGCCAAAUCCACGCCGUCAGACCACUGAAGUACCUGCACGCGGGGCCGCAAUCACUUUCCCAAAUCAUGAAAUAACCCGUACAAUUCAUGAUGACGAGCCCGUCAACAAUGAUUUUCUUGGUGAACUUGAGACAGUUUUUGAUCUGCGGGGCAGCUAUGCUGACAUGGCUGAAAACAUGGCGCUUGUCCCCCCUGCUCGGCAAUUUGCUGUUCAGGUCUAUAGUCAAAUGGCCAUGCGUCAGGCACUGGAUGCAGCUAGACAGGAGAUAGUGAGCAUUGCCCGAGCUCCCGCCCCAGCAGCAGCAGCGGGGACGAACCAAACGGCGGGUUUUCAAUAUGCACAAGUAUUUAAGGAUUUUGUCAAGAGAAAGGCUCACAAGCUUUUGACGAGCAAGAAUCUGAAGGUGUACAGUUCCGAUGUUCUGCGAGGAAGUCCAAACACUCUCAAGGGCUUGUUGACACUUGUGAUGGAAAUAAUAAACAAUCAGCCAAACCAGUUUCACACCGAUUAUCUUCCCUGUGGGUACCAUGUAGGUGAGCCGACCGCUGUGGACAGCGUAUCACGGUUUGUCCGAUGCAAGCUUAGGAACAGCCGAGGCAAAUUGAGAGACUUACUGCUCACUGGCAUCCAGGAGGUGCCGGGGAGGGACAUUAACCAUCCUGUUCCAAGCAUUUUGGCCUUGCUUGCCGAGAUGAAUUCAAGCUUGCUUCCGCCUUUGCCAAACAAUCAUGGAGGGGAAGCAGCAAAUAGACCGGACGCUCCGCGCGGUAAUCAGACCCAUCUGAAGGCUCGGCUGGCUUACUUGAAAAGAUGUGUUCGCAGUUUCUACCAACUUGUCUUGGACUUUGAUCGUGUCACCUUUGGUCACAAUACGUUUGAUGAAAUGGAUCCGGAUACAAUCAAGCUCCCUACGGAUGAGGAAGUGGAAGCCCAAAUGGCACUUGCCGAUGCCGUUAAUCCAGGUGUGGUUGCGGAUGAGGACGAUGAAGGUGGCGAGCUUUGA